Molecule: messenger RNA, 1314 nt
Organism: Daphnia carinata
Lineage: Eukaryota; Metazoa; Arthropoda; Branchiopoda; Diplostraca; Daphniidae
Product: ninjurin-A-like
Exons: 4
Coding region: 355-1269 (304 amino acids)
Biological process (GO): cell adhesion; tissue regeneration
Cellular component (GO): membrane
Source: RefSeq, a predicted model, not a curated record
AUAGAGAGGGGAAAAGCUUCGGGUCCCGUCUCAGUGUCGAUUUCGGCGUGCAGCGUGACUGCAAAGCUGGCGAGGUCAUUUAACGUUAAUGAACGUGAACUGCAGUAGUCCUCCAAGUUUGUGAACACUAGUUCAGGAAAUUCUUACAAGUGAUAUUUGAAUGAAAUCUACAAAUUCCUUUUGCAGUUUCAAGUGCAAUCAAGUGUGAUCGUUAUGUCGUUAAAUCACGUAAAAGCGGGUGUGGCUAGAUCGUGACGCAAUCCAGAGGCUCGUACGACUGUGAUUUCCGGGUUUCUAAACGCUGAAUUAUUUGUUUGAAAAAAGACUAACCAUCCCUUCCACACACACAAAAAAAUGGCUAGUAACGAAAGAAAUCCUUCUAACAAUCCUAUAGAAAUUAUUCCGCUGGAUGAGAUCAUAGAUAAAACUGCCGAACCUGUUGAUGAAGCAAUUGACGUUCCAGUUGUUGCUGCAGCACCGAAUAAUCCUCGUGAAAACGUAGGAGUGGACGAUGGUUUGCUUGACGACGGCAAUGGUGCAGGUCCUACCGGUCCUAGACCACAUCCAGCCGGUCCGAAUGCGACCGAGCCAGGAGAAGUUGACGUAGAGGAACCGGAGAUAGGAGGCGGAAGAGGGGAACAUCCGCGAUCAGAACCCAGACCACGUCCAGCCGGUCCAGAUGCGACCGAACCAGGAGACGUUGACGUAGAGGGACCCGAAAUAGGCGGUGGAAGAGGGGAACAUCCACGACCGGAACCCAGACCUAGAGGACGUCCAGAAAAUCCAUGGAAACCAGGGGGUCCAAUGUAUCCACACGAUCGUCCUGAUCCCUCUGUCAAUAAUGGCAUCAAUUACACUACCAAAAAGAACAUCGCUCAAGGUAUGAUGGAUAUCGCGCUGUUGACGGCCAAUGCCAGUCAGUUACGGUACGUCAUGCGAUCCCCCUAUUGGGACAUCUACCAUCACGUGAACAUCGUGCUCAUUUCAAUCAGCAUAGCUCUCCAGAUAAUUGCGGGUGUGUUGCUCAUCUUCAUCAGCCGCUACGACUAUAAGAAGAAGGAGAACAAAAACGUGACACAAAUCAUGAACGAUGUCGUCGUCAUCUUCAUUUUCGCCAUCACAAUCGUCAAUAUUUUCAUUGCUACUUUCGGGGUAGAUGACGAACGAACGACUUUUCUUCGCUGGAAGCAAGCAACCACUGGUGACGCAUCUUCCGAGCCACUUCUCAUAUCUGCAAAUGUCGCCAAUUCAUCUCACGUUCGCCCUUAAUUAGGUACCAAAAUUUAAAAUUUAGGAACUUGUUUUAAAACUCAA